Molecule: messenger RNA, 3495 nt
Organism: Metopolophium dirhodum (rose-grain aphid)
Lineage: Eukaryota; Metazoa; Arthropoda; Insecta; Hemiptera; Aphididae
Exons: 13
Coding region: 432-2744 (770 amino acids)
Molecular function (GO): acyltransferase activity, transferring groups other than amino-acyl groups
Source: RefSeq, a predicted model, not a curated record
AUCUACGCGAUAACUGACGAGCGUCAGUCGAUGGCCGGCUCUGUACGACCGGCGAAUAAUAUAAAUGACAUAUCAAGCCAGAUAAUAAAUUGCGAUUAUAAAAAAUCAAAAUAACAUAAAUCUUUCUACUAAAUUAUUAUUCUCGACGACACGGCAACACAACACCAAUAAUAUUAAUAAUAUAUAACCGUCAGUCGCGAGAUAGGCGACCGCAGUCGACGAUCAUAACUCACCUACGACACGUACCAUUACAUAUCAUACGCGCAGUGCUGAUAUCGAGUACCCGAAUACACGUCCGCAGGUACUCCACCUGACCGUUAGCGCCGACGCCCGUGUGUAGGUUUUGGGUCCAUCGCCUUCGGAUCCAUACGCACGUCGUCGCCUUUGCAUCUACACAUACGUCCCAACCUUUUUCGGACGUACACCCGACCAUGUCCAUGUCGUUUCGACGAUGGCCACUGCUGGUCGCCCUGCAGUGUUUCGUCGCUUACGUCGCGAUCGGGCCGGACCAGGUCCUGGCGAACCGGAAGUGCGAUUCCAGACACUUCGCAGCCCUAAACGGAAGCGGAUUCAAUGAGUGUCAUCAGAAUGAAUCGUCAUCAUCGUCACCCACGGGACAGCCGGAGCAACAGCGGCGAUACGCCUCUUUGUCGGCCGACGACAAUAAGAACGUUUCGUUCCUAGUUCAAAGAGACAUGUACCGCGAUAAUAAACAAAACGAAAUAUUGUUGUCAAACACGAUUCAAGGAUUGUUUUUCGCGAGUCCUCCAAUGGCUGUGUUAAGCAGUUCGAACGAAUUAUGCAAGAACCACAGUCAAAUUUAUUUAAGAGAAUUAGAAAAAUUAACAAUAUGGGCAUUAAGAAUGUACGACUCUUCAGCAAAAAUACCAUCGGGCAUUCUGAACGGAAAUAUAAACCAGUUCGGAGACUUCGAUCAAUGUCUUAGAGUGAACGAUGAAAACUCGGGCAUUCAGGGACAGUAUUGCUUAAUGUACGUAGAAAUGACGUUGCCAUCAAAUUCCAACGAAAAAUUAAAAUACAUAAUCGAUCUAAUGCAUUCACACUCAGCUUUUCGUAGUCGGUUGGAAGACCCUGGCCAUCGCGUCCCGAGGUUUUCCACCAUGAACUGGGCUAUUUGCACUCCGGCGAGCUGUUCUCCAGCCGACAUCGAACAUGAAAUGUACCUAUUGCUGUCGAAAUACAUCGACACGACCGAAAUCAAUUUGCGUCUUAAAGUUGAUCCGGACAUGUGUCAGACGUAUAGGCCUUCUAUCGUGCCGACGACGGGUUCGUUGAUCGCAGUGUCGAUUUUUGGAAUUCUGUUCCUGGUCAUAAUCUUGUCUACCGUUAUGGACAAGUAUAACAUGUUCCAGAGUGCAGAAAGCACCACGUCAAAGGUACUGUACUCGUUUUCAUUGAAGAGGAACGUUCGGCAGCUGUUGAGCGUUAAUGAAUCACCUGAAGACAUCGGGUCAGUUCACGGGAUCCGUGCGCUGAACGCUCUCAUGCUGCUGGCGUCUCACAAGUCCAUGGCGAUGUUUUUCAACCCUUAUUCGAACAGGACCGCCAUGACGGAGCAUCUCGGGAAGCAGUGGACUGUUAUUGCUCGGGCGGCGAGUCUCUACACGGAUCCUUUCAUAUUCAUGAGUGGAUUAUUGACUACGAUAUCGUUCUUGAGACAUUUAGAUCGAAGGGGCAAGAUCGAUUUGCCAAAAGAAUUCCUUUCUAGAUUUGCCAGACUAGUGCCGACGAUGGGCGCCAUCAUAUUGUUCUGCACGCUGAUUUUACCAAAUUUGGGUUCCGGUCCGCAAUGGAAUCUAGUGGUCAAACACCACGCUGACAUUUGCGAAAAAACAUGGUGGAGAAACUUCCUGUUCAUCCACAAUUACUUUGGCUUCAAAAAUAUGUGCUUGUCACAUACGCAUCACAUCGGAAUCGAUUCACAGCUGUUCAUGGUAUCACCGCUGCUCGUGUGGACUUUGUGGAAGUGGCCUAGGAGGAGCAUGGCCGCUCUCGUGGGGCUGGCGGCUAUCUCGACCGGACUUCGAUACUACGUGACGCUAACGAAAAAAUUGAACUUGUUUAUCAAUUUUGGAAGCUCGGUUUCGCAAAUGUAUGAUACCGCAGACCUCUCAUAUAUUUUGCCGACUCACAGGCUGACCGUGUACAUUAUGGGCAUUCUAUUGGGUUACUGCCUGCGAUACGUAGGAAGAAACUACCCGUUGAAAAGCGGCCACUUGAAGUUGGGUUGGAUCGUUGCUAUUGGAUUCUUCUACGAAGCGUUUAUACACCCUGCCAAAAUGGGCGACAUAGAUUACGUGUACAACGCCAGCGAUGCCGCCAAUUAUGCGGCUUUUGCGCCCAUCUAUUGGUGUAUUUUUUUCAGUUGGAUUAUAUUCGUCUCAUACACGGGCAAUGGAGGAUUCGUAUCGUCGUUGUUUUCUUGGAAAGGAUUUAUCGUGUGCACACGUUUGUCUUACACGUUCUACUUAACACAAUUUCCGGUAUUUUUCUACAACGUGGGAAGUCAUAGAUCUGCAUUGGAAUACAGUUUUGGAUUGAUCAUAAACAUCAAGGAGAUGCUGGCCAUCGUCAUGGUGUCCGUGGCACUCACCGUAGCCGUCGAGAUGCCAUUCAACAACAUCAGAACGUCAUUCGUAAAGAAGUCGUCCAGGAACGAGACAGAAGCGCCUACCUCCGUGCCAAGCGUGGGAGGCGAUACAGAGUCGCGCCGUAACCGAUGAGAGAUUUCAUCAUACGCUCGUGCCCGAGGGCUCAAUAUUACAUUAUUCAUCAUUAUUAUCUGUCAUCUCGUCAUCGAUCACAUCGUUCAUCACACGCGCACACGGUCACGCUCAAAAUUUCCAUAAAAUUUAGCGUUUAGGUUUUAAAUCGGUUCACUCUCUCUUUACAUGGCCGCCUCUGUAGUGAAAAACACAGAACAUUCACGCAGGUGUUUUGGAUACACACGCAUUUAUAGGUUUUUUUCAAACAUAUUCAUACAAACAGUCGACGCACUCGCACGUCGGUUCACAAAUUUGCCAAUUGUUUCAACGUAUUAGACUGAACUCAAGCGCAACGCAAUCGACUUGCCCUGCGCUGUCGUAGUAAAUUGUAGUAUCGAUGUAUAGUUUAUAAAGCGUACAAAAAAAAUUAAGCUCAAUAAUUUUUUUUUAAACAUUGUACUUGCCAUUUCAACAAGCUGGUGUACUACUUAUAGGUUAGUUUACAUGUACAUACGAUUCAGUAUAGAAUUAGUUAGGUAUUUAUCAUUAUUAUUAUUAUUAUCAUCAUCAACAUAUUAAAUAAUUAAUGAACUCAUAAUAAUAAAGUUCUAAAUCCAUAUUUAUACUUUAUCAUAAUUAUUUUGGGUGUUAUAAAAAUAAAAUCAUUAUACGUUAAACCUAUUGAUAUAUCAUGUACUAUAUAUUAUUAUUAUUAUUCUAUAUUGUGUUUGUAGUUUUUAAUAAUAAAUAAAAACAAAUUAAAAAUAUA